UCAUGAGGUUUGGAUCCCGGUGACUUUUGAAUUGACUUCUUCCAGGGUAUCUGAAGUGCAGUGCCGCUGCCCGGCAAGGCCCACGAGGACCAUGGCCACUCAAGCCGACCUGAUGGAGCUGGACAUGGCCAUGGAGCCAGACAGGAAGGCGGCUGUCAGUCACUGGCAGCAGCAGUCGUACCUGGACUCUGGGAUCCACUCUGGAGCCACCACCACGGCCCCUUCUUUGAGUGGCAAAGGCAACCCCGAGGAGGAGGACGUGGACACCUCGCAGGUCCUGUACGAGUGGGAACAGGGCUUCUCACAGUCCUUCACGCAGGAGCAAGUAGCCGACAUCGACGGCCAGUACGCCAUGACACGCGCACAGCGGGUGCGGGCUGCCAUGUUCCCCGAGACGCUGGAUGAGGGCAUGCAGAUCCCAUCCACGCAGUUUGACGCCGCACACCCCACCAACGUCCAGCGCCUGGCCGAGCCCUCCCAGAUGCUGAAACAUGCCGUGGUAAACCUGAUUAACUACCAGGAUGAUGCGGAACUUGCCACGCGUGCCAUCCCUGAACUCACAAAGCUGCUCAAUGACGAGGACCAGGUGGUGGUCAACAAGGCCGCGGUGAUGGUGCACCAGCUCUCUAAGAAGGAGGCCUCCAGGCACGCCAUCAUGCGCUCUCCUCAAAUGGUGUCUGCUAUCGUGCGCACCAUGCAGAACACGAGUGACGUGGAGACCGCGCGCUGUACCGCCGGGACCCUGCACAACCUCUCCCACCACCGUGAGGGCUUGCUGGCCAUCUUCAAGUCCGGCGGCAUUCCCGCGCUUGUGAAGAUGCUGGGCUCCCCAGUGGAUUCAGUGCUGUUCUACGCCAUCACGACUCUUCACAACCUCUUACUACACCAAGAAGGAGCUAAGAUGGCAGUGCGUCUAGCUGGCGGCCUACAGAAGAUGGUGGCAUUGCUCAACAAGACGAAUGUCAAAUUCUUGGCGAUUACGACAGACUGCCUUCAGAUUUUAGCUUAUGGAAAUCAGGAAAGCAAGCUGAUUAUUCUGGCCAGUGGUGGACCCCAGGCUUUAGUGAACAUAAUGAGGACCUAUACUUACGAGAAACUACUGUGGACCACGAGCAGGGUGCUGAAGGUGCUAUCUGUCUGCUCCAGUAACAAGCCGGCCAUCGUGGAAGCUGGUGGGAUGCAGGCGUUGGGACUGCACCUGACAGACCCGAGCCAGCGUCUCGUCCAGAACUGUCUUUGGACAUUGAGGAAUCUCUCUGAUGCUGCGACCAAGCAGGAAGGCAUGGAAGGUCUUCUGGGAACGCUGGUCCAGCUGCUGGGGUCCGAUGACAUCAACGUGGUCACCUGUGCCGCUGGAAUCCUCUCCAACCUCACUUGUAAUAACUACAAGAACAAGAUGAUGGUGUGCCAGGUGGGCGGCAUAGAGGCCCUGGUGCGCACUGUCCUGCGCGCUGGGGACAGAGAGGACAUCACUGAGCCAGCCAUUUGUGCUCUGCGCCAUCUAACCAGCCGACACCAGGAAGCAGAGAUGGCCCAGAAUGCUGUUCGCCUUCACUAUGGCCUUCCAGUGGUGGUGAAACUCCUGCAUCCGCCAUCGCACUGGCCACUGAUUAAGGCUACGGUUGGAUUGAUUCGCAAUCUUGCCCUCUGUCCAGCAAACCAUGCGCCUCUGCGUGAGCAGGGGGCUAUUCCACGCCUGGUCCAGCUGCUUGGCUGUACAGGCGCCUUGCACAUCCUUGCCCGGGACGUGCACAACCGCAUUGUCAUCCGAGGACUCAACACCAUUCCGUUGUUCGUGCAGCUGCUGUACUCUCCCAUCGAGAACAUCCAGAGAGUAGCUGCGGGGGUCCUCUGUGAGCUCGCUCAGGACAAGGAGGCUGCGGAGGCCAUCGAGGCAGAGGGGGCCACUGCACCCCUGACAGAGCUGCUGCACUCGCGGAAUGAGGGCGUGGCCACCUACGCGGCGGCCGUGCUCUUCCGGAUGUCCGAGGAUAAGCCACAGGACUACAAGAAGCGGCUGUCCGUGGAGCUCACCAGCUCACUUUUCCGGACAGAGCCCAUGGCCUGGAAUGAGACUACUGACCUUGGACUUGACAUCGGUGCCCAGGGAGAGCCCCUCGGGUAUCGCCAGGACGACCCCAGCUACCGCUCUUUCCACUCCGGCGGCUACGGCCAGGACGCCUUGGGCAUGGACCCCAUGAUGGAGCACGAGAUGGGGGGCCACCACCCAGGUGCCGACUACCCGGUGGAUGGGCUGCCAGACCUGGGACACGCCCAGGACCUCAUGGAUGGGCUGCCGCCAGGUGACAGCAAUCAGCUGGCCUGGUUCGAUACUGACCUGUAACCUCCUUUAGGUAAGAAGCUUAAAAAAGCCAGUUGGGUAAAAACUUUUACUCUGCCUACAGAACUUGAGCGUGACUUGGUUGUAGGGUGGGAGCGGCUUGGGCCUAUCUGUAAAUCUGCUACAAGAACAGAUCUCUACUUUGAAAGGAGAUGUCUUGGGACAUUCAGAUGUUCUUGGAUUUCUGGUUGUUCUGUGAUCGUGUGCUUGGAAGUUGUUAACGUUCAUGUCUUUAUGCCACAGCUUUGCAGCUUGUACUCCGGUGAGUCCAUGUGCUGUUUAACACUAGAGCAGCCUCUGUGCAGCUGCGCUGUCUGGAGUCGGUUGGGAUUGGCCUGUAGCGUUGCGGAGGGCUCGAGGGUGGGCUGGUAUCUCAGAAAGUGCCUGACACUAACCACGCGGAGUUUCCUAUGGGAACACUUGAAGUAAACUUUUUGUUCUGGUCCUUUUCGGUCGAGGAGUAACAAUACAAGUGGAUUUGGGGAGUGACUGGAGAAGUGAAGCGUGCACAAGGAGUGGAUCACAGAUGGAAUUUAUGAAACCCUAGCCUUGCUUGAUACGAGUUUUUUUU
Molecule: messenger RNA, 2912 nt
Organism: Octodon degus (degu)
Lineage: Eukaryota; Metazoa; Chordata; Mammalia; Rodentia; Octodontidae
Gene: Ctnnb1
Product: catenin beta 1
Exons: 14
Coding region: 92-2344 (750 amino acids)
Biological process (GO): positive regulation of transcription by RNA polymerase II; cell adhesion
Cellular component (GO): catenin complex; adherens junction
Molecular function (GO): transcription coactivator activity; protein phosphatase binding; cadherin binding
Source: RefSeq, a predicted model, not a curated record